Molecule: messenger RNA, 404 nt
Organism: Copidosoma floridanum
Lineage: Eukaryota; Metazoa; Arthropoda; Insecta; Hymenoptera; Encyrtidae
Source: RefSeq, a predicted model, not a curated record
UGCCGUCGUGAUGUUACUAUUGCACCCGAUUAUUCCCUCUCGGCGAAGACUUGCGAAUUUCCCAAACCACGACCAUGAAGGCUGUAUUCUUUGCUUUUCUCCUGGUGGUAGUGCUGGGGUCGGCUUACCUCUCGGACGCUGCCUGCAACCCGUCCCUCUGUAAAUCAAUCUGCGGCAGAUUGGGCUACGGCUGGUGGCGGUGCUCGGGCAACAUCUGCUACUGCAGCAAUUUCUUGAACGCAGCCCAAGAGCCGGACGUGGCCAAGGAAGUCAGCUUCAACGUCGACAAGCUCGCCAAGGCUUUUGAGCACUAAAUUACCUAUGCCUAACAACAAAAUCCGAUCCUUCGGAUGAAAUCAUUGUAUUUGCCUAAAAUAAAGUACUCAAAAAUUUUCUGAGCAUCA